This is a messenger RNA of Puccinia graminis f. sp. tritici CRL 75-36-700-3, 4296 nucleotides long. RefSeq lists its product as uncharacterized. The transcript has 9 exons. Bases 1 to 4296 code for a protein of 1431 amino acids. The record is from RefSeq and is a predicted model, not a curated record. NCBI's taxonomy places the organism in Eukaryota, Fungi, Basidiomycota, Pucciniomycetes, Pucciniales, Pucciniaceae.
AUGAUAGGCAAGCGCAACUUCUUCUCUACUCUCCUUCAGCGCGCCUCGGGCUCCAAUUCCAACCCAACCUCACCCGGCCCUUCCUCCGCCCCCGGAUCAGCAAGUCGCAAUCCGUUUGAAUCUACCUUCAAUCGACCAACUCAUUCCGAUGGCACUCUUCGCGGUCCGCACAACCGCUUAGGCCUCGAGUCCCACGGGACAUCCAGUCAACCCAUGGAUGCUGCGAAUUCUGACAAGACCGCCAGCCCCGGGAUGAAUUCUUCUUACGCCACCGCUCUAACUUUGGGGUCCAUGAAUCUCAAAAUUAGCCCCUUAACGCCCACCUUACCCGCCUCUCGAAACUCACAGCCUCUUUGCGGUGCAAUUCUUGAUGACAAAUUCUUGCUGAUCGGAACCAAUAGUGGUUUGGACUUUGUCCCACUCACUCCAUUCACCAAGUCCUCCAAUAGCUCCGAUCGGUCCCGUGGAUCUGUUCAUACCGUCAAACCAAUCAGCUUGAUUAAAAAGACCAGGUUCAAGAGUUUGAAGGUUCUCGAAGUAAGGAGUAACAUUCUUUUGGCGAUAGCUGGUCGGAAUGACCAUCUUCGAGUCUACGCACUUGACGGGAUCAGAGCAAUCGUUGCGAAAAAGAUUCAAGAUCUGGAAGAAAAGGAGGAUUUUGUUUGGCUCCCAAAGACGUUAGCACGAGUCACCCCACACAAGGGUAAAGAACGCGUUGCCAAUGCCCCAGCUCAGCCCAACGCAUCCAACUCACCGCAAUACUCCCCACCUCCACCGUAUGGCGGUAAGCUGGGACCCGGUCAGACGAUGGCCAAAUCCAGUUCCUGUCAACCUACCACAGUCGCCAACCAACCCAGUCAGGCAACCAAAUCGCCCGUGAAAACAGCCCUACGCCGUAGUAGUACUGUUGGUAGUCGACUCCCGAGCGGAACAUCGGCUUUCGAAGUAGCCGAUACUCGUAGAAGCAGCCUACACAGCACUUCUGAUUCCUCAUCUUUCGUCUCCCCACUCGGACUCUUAGGCCCGACACUCACAUCAGCUCUUCAGUCCUUGAGGGCCGAAAAUUCUGAUCAAUUACCUACAAAUCACAUGGCUCUCGGCCGCGAUGCUGUUCAAGUUGGUCUAGAACAAGCGACUGAAGAAAGGGAGAAUGGCUCUUCCCAGCGUGGACCACCUCCCAUAAUCAAUACCGAUGAUGUUCUCGCUCGUCGGCCCAACAUGACCGGUAUUCAUGAAGGCGAGCGGACAGGCAAACCUGAACCCAACAAUGGACAAGGGGAGCCCGCAGGGACCGCCUUGGUAGAAGUGAUCAAGAAGCGUUCCCAAUUGCUAGCCCAAGCCGGUAAACGCAUCCCAAAUCCCAACUUGCCGAUCCAACCGAUCACAAGUUCUCGCCUCGUUCCUCGGUCUGCCUUAGCAACAGAUACUGACAACGAGUCUGUGGAUGGCAGUCAAGUCAACCUGGUUGAUGUCUUGUCCCAACCCGCCGCCAACUCCGCCGCUCUUGGGAUCAGCGCUUCCGCCCCAGCGCGUGAACCGCGUACCUCGAUGGGAGAGGUCCCAUCUGUUUUAAAGAAACCCACGGCCAAUACACAAUCUGUGCCCGGGCCCCCAUUAAACGCACCGAAUGAUGUGCAUCCGCAGAUUAAUGUCACCGAUGAGAUUGCCGAACUGGGCCAUCACCCGAUUGUUGGAUCAACUUCCCUUCCAAGAGCUGGGCUCAAUCCAAUGGCAGACGAUGCCUCAAGAGCGAACUCAGCAACACCGUCCGCUCUAUUAUCAUCGAGGACGCCGUCCCGAGUGCCCUCGGGCGUCAACUCAGAUCAAGAGAACCAACCAAGCAGUCUCACCGUGCCCAGUCGAUCCAAAAAACGCUGGUCGGUUAUGGAUUCCGUCUUUCGCACCCACAAUGGUAGUAGCAGUAGUAGUGGAAGCAGUAACAAUAACUCCCAUAGCAAUUCACCUAACCCCGCUGGGCCCUCUGGCCUCCUUCCGGCUCGCUCUAGUGCUGAUGAUUCUCUCGUCAGAAGCGCUUCUUGCAAUCAGUUCUCACCUUCCCCAUUUUCUGAGGCCGCUAAUGGUCAACAGAACCCCGAAACCGCCAAGACUUCUCCCCACCCUGCCACGCUCGGCGCCCCCCUUGAAUACGUCAAAUUGGCUAGAACCAAAGGCGCUAAGUUGUUGAGGGCCUAUGAGACUAGACGCAGGACGUAUUUGGCGGUGCUUUGUGGGGAAUCUAGUGAAAGGAUUGAACUGUUUACCGGUUCUAAAAAUAUCUCUUUGUCUCUCAAUCGAACCUUUGUUCUACCUGAGACACCAAGAACGAUUGAAUUCCAGAUGCAAGGAGAUGACUUGGUUGACAUUUAUUUGGUGUAUGAUGAGAGUGUGUUUGCUCUGGAGCCAGCUACGGUUCGUGUUCGAGAAGUCGGGAUUGGAAGAAAUGAACGUCGGGCAGCAAGGAGAGAGCGAGAACGUGCGGCGCGUGAUCUAGCAUCCAUCAACAUGCGCCCAGCCGUGACCGCCACGGGAUCUAAUAGCUCGGCUGUGGCCCAUCAGAGUCGACGAUUUAUGAACGAUCCGACAGAAUCCUUAAUGGAAGCAGUCGGAGCACCUGCACGAAGCACCAUAUCCGCAUCCCCAUCAACAGUGGAUGACGGUCUCACGCUGUCUGCACCUGUCCCGUCGUCCUCCUUUCGACAAGCUUCCGCGGCCAACACCACGAGUAUUGCUAGUGGCUGGGGCUCACAUGACAGCCCAGUGGCAAGUGGUGGAAACCAUCCCGGUGCAGCCAAAGUACCCAACUUGUGGCCAUACACCACCUUCCAACAGCUCCAAUUCAUUCCACCCUUGCCGCCCUCGGUCCUUGCUUCAACCUUUGUUAUCCCGCCUACUUACGAGGCUGUCGUCACGGCCAGUGGGGGACCAAGGGCGGUGCAAAACUCACUCGUACCCCCGGAUGAGGACCCGGCUAGGACCCUAUCACCCAUCAACGUCGUCGAACCCGAAUCAGAAAACUUAACGAUUCCAUUGAAUCUUGCCGUUGAUCAACUCAGUAUCAAUAACGGCAGUAGUAGCGUUCUUGGUGAGGCUGGAUCCGAAGCCGGGUCGAGCAUCGCAAACUCCGGCGGCUCAGUUGGAGCCAGCAAGAUUAAUGCCAGCGAUGGCUCGGAAGCAGAGAUGGAAUACUCGGAUAGUGGGGAUGCGACAGUGACUGUUGAAAGUGGAAGACAAGUGCCAGUUGCCAGUCCGAACCCACAGACGAUCCUGGCCGAUGGCCCGUUACUAUCGCCGAUCAGCCUGUUAUCAAAUCCAGCGAGUCGACAGAUCGGUCCGCCGGGUCUGUUCCUGGUCACUAGGGGGAAGAAGGUGACGUCGAUUGUGGACUGUGAUGGGCGGAGUGUGAUGAAGAAGCCGUUUAUCUGGAUGAACGACAAACACUCGAAGCCGAGCGGGAGCGCAGCUGAGAACGGGCAGCAUCCGACGGGGUUCCGGAUCGAGGUGGUGCUGAUUGACGAGCGUCGGACGGUGCUUGUGGGACUGGACCAUCAAGAGGUCAAGCUCUUCGAGGUCGGAGGUCGGCAGGCGAAGGGUCUCGAGGAGUUCAGCAACUCUGCCACCCUCGACAUCCUCCCCCAUCUCAUCCUCGGCGGGUCCCCUAACGGCCCGACGAGUCUGCCGACCGGCGUCGGUGGCGGAAACGGCGUAGGGGUGAUCACCGCUCAGAGUUUCCCCUCCAGUCACAGCUUCCGCGAUCACCACCCUCAUCACCAUUCGACGUUGAACUUGAGCAGCUUGACCAACCUGACCAUCGGCCUUAGUAAAUGGAGCGACUCCUCCUCUCAUUCCAACCACAACAAUCACAACAGCGGGGGGAGCUCCUUCGCUGGCUCCCUAGCCGCGCCCAACCAGCCCAGCAAUCCUUCUUCCUCCUCGCCCGGAACAGGAGGAGGGAGCGGUCUUUCUGGAAACUCUUCGUCCAUCCUCAUCCCUCCUGUCGAUCGUGAAGUGGUCUUCUUGGCCUCUAGUGUCUCUCGAAAUUCCGUCAUCUGGUCCGAACGUAUCGGGAACUCAUUUGCGAUUUAUUCACUCUCGUCUUCUCUCCCUUUUCUCUCCCAUUCUCAUCCUACUACUACUUCUACUACGACUAAUCCUGUUACUACUACUACUACGAAUUCGAAUAUAAAUACAAAUACCUCUUCUUCUUCUACUUCCACUACUACUACUAAUCCUAACCUUAAUCAUUCUAACCUUCCUCCUACUCAACUCAAUCAUUCUCUUCCAACCUCUUCUUUAUGA